This is a messenger RNA of Blastomyces gilchristii SLH14081, 3374 nucleotides long. Its product is annotated as amidase. The transcript has a single exon. NCBI's taxonomy places the organism in Eukaryota, Fungi, Ascomycota, Eurotiomycetes, Onygenales, Ajellomycetaceae. The record is from RefSeq and is a predicted model, not a curated record. Bases 1340 to 3004 code for a protein of 554 amino acids.
GCUAGGUUCCUGCUCAACGCUUUCCAACCUAAGAAUAUACAUAUGAGUGUGCGCCUGUGUAAUAUCACAGUUAUUAGGGGAAUUAUCAUGGUUGCAAACAUGGGUCAUCCCAAUUACAUCCACCCGGAUCUCCAUGUUGCGAAAAUUGCCACCCCGACACCCCGCAAGCCAAAACGCUCUGUUUCAAGUGACACAACAUUCUAGGAAAGAAAUAAGUCCUCAGACAUGACUUCCGAGUAUACGAGCCCUAGAAUGCUUAAUGACGCACUCUACAUCCUGAAAGAUCGCCUUGGAUUCAUAUUUUUUCCUCUUCCCUUACCAACCAUGUCUCGUUCAAAACAAAGAUAUAUUGAAGCCACUGCAACUCUUCCGAAAUUUCUUGGAUUGAGCUUUGAUCGGGCAGGCCAUUAUAAUCCUCAUUUCAUAUUCCUUAAGGCAGGGGGAACAUUGUCACUUUUUCCCCCAGAGGGUCGAAGAAUGACAUUUUGAAUAUGGCUGGCCGUCCAUGUGGAUUAAUGGUCGCAGUGCAUGUUCUCUGCCAGAACUGUCUGCAAAUUCGGGUUUCUAUCUCUUCUAUCGAUUUGGAGUUGGUAAAAAUUCCAAAGCAAAGUACUUCAAAAAGGGAUCACUGGAAUAUGUCUAAACUCUCUCCAAGUGUUAACAGAGGGUACUCAAGUACAAUUACUGUCAUGUCAUGGGCGGAGCUAAUAAUCGACAAACGGAAGCAAUCUUCUAUUUCAAUCGAUUGCUCUGGUAUGCAGCAUCAAGCACCUCGCUACUCCAGGCUAAGCAGUUGGUUCAAGAGGCGGGGAAUGAAGCGGAUGUGUGUGAUAAGUCUUGAUAAGUUUUGGCCUUUCAGUAUGCUUGCCCACUGGUUUUCAAUGAGUGUAUACUAUAUAUGUCUUGGAAAUUAUAGAGCAAUGAUGAGGCGGUAACGGAUGGGAAUCUCUUGACCUUCAAGGAAGUAUUCGGUGUAUCAGUAGAAAAUGUGGUUGUUUCACCCAGCAUUAUUUAGAGCGCCUUUGUACUGCGUAUAGUUAGAUUUCGGCUUAGCCGAGAUAAGUUAAGCGAGCUUGCUUAGUUACUUAGACAAGUACGCUGUAUGUAACUAUGAACAAACGACGCUGAAGGAAAUACAACUUCCAAGAUUAUCAGCAAGGGUUGAUCUAAAAAAGAUAUAUAUCGGGAUUCACUGAGCGAUAGAUAUUUUAAUAAAUCUGCAUAAUAACCCUGAAUUAUGGAUCGUUUUCGUAUCGCCAACCCGUUCGUUCGGCCGAUUUCGCUACAUAUCCGCUUAACCGUCCAUGUUGCUAUCGGGUUGUGACUGGCCGCGCCCAACAUGUGGCCACUUAAAUAUCUGGCAUUUACUUCUUGGACUGCAUUGGGGUUUACCUCGUGGCAUCUGUCGCCUGCAUUGAAUUUCGAUAGCCGAGAGGCGACGAUCGAAACAGUCCACGGUGAGCUAUUCUCAGGGAGGACAUCAUGUCGGGAAGUCGUAUUCUCCUUCCUGGCCCGGAUCGAGGAAUACAACCCGAAAAUCAACGCAGUUGUGAGCCUAAACCCGCGGGCGUUAGAGUAUGCGGAUGAUAUGGACAAAGCUUUUGGGGAGAAUAACGCCAACGGAUCCCUCUUUUGCAUCCCGAUCCUUUUAAAGGAUAAUUACAACACUGUCGACAUGAAAACCACUGGAAGUUCCAGGGCCCUGAAAGACUCCCAGCCAACAGCUGAUGCUCCAUCCGUCAAGGCACUCCGUGAUGCAGGGGCGAUUAUUCUAGGAAAAGUGAAUCUACACGAGCUUGCCCUCGAGGGUCUCUCGGUCUCUUCUCUUGGUGGUCAAACUUUGAAUCCCUAUGACUUGACCCGCACACCUGGCGGCAGCUCUGGCGGAACUGGUGCAGCCAUUGCAGCUUCAUUUGCGGUACUAGGGACGGGAACUGAUACAGUUAACUCAUUGAGGAGUCCCGCAAGCGCCAAUAGCCUGUUCAGUAUCCGUCCUACCCGUGGCCUGAUCUCUCGGACUGGAGUUAUUCCUGUCUCAUAUACGCAAGACGUUCUCGGGCCAAUUGCGCGAAGCCUGAAGGAUGCUGCUACUGCUCUCACGGUUAUGGCAAAUAUUGGAUAUGAUCCCCAGGACAACGCGACGGCUCUUGUCCCAGAAUCCGUAUUGGGUGUCGACUAUACUAAAGCGCUAGUUGCCCCAGGUAGGUUGAAGGGCAUUCGCCUAGGCUUAAUUGAGGGCUUCUUCAACCGCACUCGAGACUCCGAGACAAGCCCUGUAAAUAAAGUGAUGAACGACAUGAUAUCAAAGCUCCGAGCAGCGGGUGCUACUGUUAUUACCAUCCACGAACGCAUCUACAAUUCAAUCGAGAUUUCCAAGGACCUGGAUGUGCAGAGGUUCGAGUUCCGCGAACUGAUGGACGCGUACCUACAGAGCGAAACACUUGGAGGGUCUCGCCCGUCGAGUCUAGCCGAGCUGUACAGCAGCGGGGAGUAUCUUGUGAUUCCUGAACAACACUCCUACGUGACGACCGCCCUCGUUUCAUCAACAAGCAACGCAACUUACGCAGCGAGACAAUAUGGAAUCCAACACCUCAAACUUGCCCUGCAAACUACCUUCAAGUCUCACUCUCUGGACGCCAUCAUUUAUCCCGAACAGCAAAAUCUGGUUGUGAAAACGGGCUCCCCUUCACAAUCUGGUCGCAAUGGCAUUUUAGGAGCUGUCACAGGGUUUCCAGUUGUUACCAUUCCUGCAGGAUUCUCACCAGCAAGUAAGGAUGCGCCGGACGGUGUACCCAUUGGGAUGGAGAUACUGGGGUUACCUUGGACGGAACAGAAGUUGCUCAGUAUCGCGAGCAGCAUUGGAAAUUUAGAGCAAGUUAGACGCAUGCCACGGUUGGUUUCAAAGCCUGUGCGGUCUAAGAAGUAUAACUCUGUUCCCAUUAUUAACCCAAAUUCGGACGGCAUUUCUGGGACUUAUCCGCUUGGUCUCCUCGGAAAUGAGUAAUUGAGACUCCAUUUGGGUGUCAAUAUUUAUCUUUGCCAAACAUAACAUGCACGGACAGCUUUAAUGGCGAUGGUGGGAGGAUGCAUAGAACCUCCACUUGGAAUUUAUAGAUACCUUCUAUGGAGACUACAUAAUCAAAAGGGUGUUCUCACCCUUCGUUAUGCAGCUUGGAUUUCUUUCUGGCCUGGCUCACUUUAAGCCAUUGAAACCCGUAUCAAGGGUUCUGAUGAGUGACUCACUGGUCUCAUUUACAGCAGUUAUAUGGAUAAAAAUUAUUUUCAAGACCUAUAAGUGUCUACCUAGGCAUGUAGAUAGGCCUAUAUAAUGAAUUCUAUGUUAUCAAUUGAUAUGCCGCAGUUAUAUCUCCUUG